Messenger RNA from Danio rerio (zebrafish), 1825 nucleotides. The record is from RefSeq and is a predicted model, not a curated record. Lineage: Eukaryota; Metazoa; Chordata; Actinopteri; Cypriniformes; Danionidae.
GAAAUAUUUCACUCUUUGUGCAGCAUUUUGUCUGUGUUCGUGAGGCUGCGCCGUCAUAAAGUACACCUGUUGUAGUGAUUUAUAGUGUGUUUGGUCUGUGCUGGUGACGCUGUGCCGUCAGAAAGUUCACCUUUCCAAGAUAUUUCGUGUGGUGAAUUAGACAUGGAUCCACUGUUGCCCACCCUGAGCAUUGUUGACACCAGUGUGCCACAGGACAGACAACAGUGCUUUCUUAAAGCAUCGAAGGACGCCAAGACUCUGGCCUCUCGCAACAGGUGCUUCGAGCGGAACACUAGCCAGGACAAAAAAACUGCUUGUGAGGAAGCUAAAAAAAGAUGCCAGCACAUUACUUGUGCGCCAUCUGAGGUCCAGUAUCUCGGCCAGCUCAUUCUAAACUUUGGCAAGUACAAUGGACAAAGUUUUAAAUGGCUGGUGGAGAACGACGUUGGCUACAUUAAAUAUGUGCUGGAUCUACACAUCAAGGAGCGUCGCCAUCAAGGAAGAAAAGAGGGCCCAGGUGAGUAUAUAAAGGAUCUUCUGUUACAGUAUGUGCAACUGUUUCCACAGGUUUCCUGCCACCUCGAGGUCAACGUCGACAGGGCCAUCUACGGUCAGGGCCGCUUCAGAUCCUUCACGUUCCUGGAGAUGUGGCAGUGGUACAGCCUGCACAAGACCCUGCAGGCGGAUCCACAAGCUGGUAGUGCCCAAGAAAAGAAGAUGCCACAGGAGGCGUUCUGCUCUGUGCGGCAGUGGCUGACGAUGAAGGAGGAGGACAUCAGCGUCAAGACACUGAAGCGGUUCCAGCAGUACAUUCUCAACAAAGAGAAAACCCUAGAAGACAGGCCUCUUUCUGCAGCGGCGGCCAGCUCCAGCUCGUCGGGAUCUAGAGGUGAUGGUGGAUGGGCGGAUGAUGCGCUACUGGUGGAAGCCCUCAGUGCUUUCGAAGCACAAGCAGUUGAGGACAAAGGCAGUCUGCCGAAGAAACCACUCAGCUUCUCUGAAAGACAAGGAGCCGGGGAAGCAAAGAAAAGAAAACGUUCCUGUGAAGAUCUGUCACAGAAGCCCCACUCAGACUCUCGACUGUCAGGUUAUUCUAAUUACCAGGUGUUAUUUGAGGGUUGGCACAAGAUGUGGGAGUCUGGUCUUCAUGGGCUGCCCAGUGCAGACAUACUGUGGCUUAAGGAGGAUGCUGAAAGGGGACUCUUUCAGAGGGCUAUGUCUUAUAAAGACAAACAUGGAAACAGAAAGUGGAGGAAAGUCCUGAAGGAUGACCGGAUGUGGUUUCACCCUCCAGAAUUUCCUGGAGUGGUGGAAGGAAAAGUCCCCUCAGCAGACUCCUUUUUUCACAGCUCCGUUUUUUUUCUGGAGACCAGUUGGUGUGUGGCGUUACAGUCUUCGGUGCCCAAGGUCUGACUGCCCAGCACGCACCAAUCAGAAGGCUUUUCUCUACCGUUGUGGGUAUUCAUCCACGGUAAGACAGAUCUGCCACAUGUCUGGCUGGUACUCCAUGCUGACUGAGGUCCUGGCAUGCGACGCCUGUAGAAAGGCUGCAAAGGAGUCGGAAGAGCAUACUAUUGGUCGUUUCCUGUCAUGGGAUCAGUGCAUCCUUAAUCAGCUCAGUCCAGCUCACAGAGCGGUGUUACCUGCUGUCUUGACGCUACGGCGUGGCGUGGACAAGCAGGUGAUCCGCCUGAUGAGGGAUCGCACUGAGGGAAACACCAUGGUGAAGGUUUGGAGACAGGUGCAGGAGAGCCACUGCGAGGACUAUCUGCAGAGAAAGGACUUGUACACCACUCUUCUCAGCCAGUACAACAAACCUGGGAAG